Molecule: messenger RNA, 390 nt
Organism: Hydatigera taeniaeformis
Lineage: Eukaryota; Metazoa; Platyhelminthes; Cestoda; Cyclophyllidea; Taeniidae
Source: the annotation of a GenBank genome assembly
AUGCAGAUUUUUGUCAAAACUCUCACCGGCAAGACCAUCACCCUUGAGGUUGAACCUUCUGACUCUAUUGAGAAUGUGAAGGCAAAAAUUCAAGACAAGGAGGGUAUCCCUCCGGACCAGCAGCGUCUUAUUUUUGCUGGCAAGCAAUUAGAAGAUGGGCGGUCCUUGUCCGACUACAAUAUUCAGAAGGAGUCAACGCUUCAUCUUGUGCUUCGUCUUCGUGGUGGUGCAAUGGAUCCUACGAUGAAGGCCGUGGCCAUGAAGUAUAAAUGUGAGAAGAUGAUCUGUCGUAAGUGUUACGCUCGUCUCCAUCCGCGCGCGACAAAUUGCCGCAAAAGGAAGUGUGGUCACAACAGCAACCUUCGCCCAAAGAAGAAGCUUAACAAGUGA